AUAUAAAUAACACGUUUUUGAUUCCCAUUAUGCGUCCCUUUUUUUUUUCUAUCAAGUCUUGACGUGUUUUGCCUACUAUGCGCAACUUGCUUAUUGUUAGCACACUUAUCAAGCUAUUGCUAAUACCUGCCUAUCGUUCUACUGAUUUUGAAGUCCAUCGUAAUUGGCUAGCUAUUACACAUAGUUUGCCCAUCAGCCAAUGGUACAUUGAGAAUACAUCCGAAUGGACAUUAGACUAUCCACCUUUCUUUGCAUGGUUUGAAAAGUGUCUGAGUGUAAUGGGUGCUCUUGUGGAUCCAAACAUGGUCAAAAUUGAGAAUCUCGGUUAUGAAAGCACACAGACCAUUUUGUUUCAACGGCUAACAGUGAUUGCAAGUGAACUUGUCUUGUAUUGGGCACUAGUGAGAUAUGCCCGCUAUUUUGGCAACAAAUAUGUCAAUUGGAUGAUUGUUGGAUCCUUGUUUAUGCAUCCAGGCCUUAUUAUUGUAGAUCAUAUUCAUUUCCAAUACAAUGGUUUACUGUAUGGUAUCUUGAUCUUGUCUAUUGUAGAAGCAAAAAGAAACAACUUGCUGAGAUCGGGCGCUCUAUUCAGUAUCUUGCUUAAUUUUAAGCAUAUCUAUCUCUACAUGGCACCUGCUUAUUUUGUUUAUCUGCUUAAAGUCUAUUGUUUUGUACCCGAGACAAACAAGAAGAAAGAAGGUAUACACCACACAUUUUCCUUGAGAAGGCUUGUAGUGUUGGGUAGUACAGUCGUUUGUAUUUUUGUAAUUUCAUUUGGUCCUUUUGUCUAUCUUGGCCAAAUACCUCAGCUUCUUGGUCGUUUGUUCCCUUUCACGCGUGGUCUUUGUCAUGCUUACUGGGCACCUAACUUUUGGGCACUUUAUGCUGGUCUGGAUCGUGUUUUGAUCAUUUUUGGGAAACGGUUUGGAUGGUCAUUAAAUCAAGAAGCCAUUACUUCUAUGACAAGAGGGUAUGUGGGUGAUACACAGUUUGCUGUCCUACCUACUGUGGAAGCUAUUCAUACCAUGAUAAUCACUGUCUUGGUUCAAAUGAUUGUACUGCAAAAGUUAUGGAGAAAGCCUACAUUUGACAACUUCUUAGCCUCAUUGACACUUUGUGGAUUUGCGUCUUAUUUAUUUGGAUGGCAUGUCCAUGAAAAAGCCAUCAUGAUUGUCUUGAUUCCUUAUGGCUUAAUGGCUGCUUACAGUAAGGUGCAUCUACGUGUAUUUGUGAUUUUGAGCGCUUCUGGUAUCUUUUCUUUGUAUCCUUUGCUCUUCCAUGCUACAGAAACACCUAUUAAAAUUGCCAUGACCUUAUUGUGGUUCUGUGCUGUUCUUCCUGGUCUUGCUUAUAGUGUCAAUACACCAUUGAAACACUUGUUGUACAAUGUGGAGCAAUACUAUGUGAUUGGCUUAUUCUUUCUUCAAGCCUAUACAGGAUGUCUUCAUGACAUGAUCUUUGGCUCAGACAGAUUAGAAUUUUUGCCACUGAUGAUGACAAGUUUAUAUUGUGCUAUAGGCAUAGUCUAUGGUUGGGGAUUAUUUAUGUGGCAUUACUUGUCCCAUUAGCCUCCUUUUAUUAAAAAUAACGACCUUCUAACAAAUAAGACUUUUCUUUUUGAGUAAAGGAAGGAC
This is a messenger RNA of Gilbertella persicaria, 1634 nucleotides long. RefSeq names its product glycosyltransferase family 57 protein. Gene Ontology annotation, cellular component: endoplasmic reticulum membrane. Gene Ontology annotation, molecular function: dolichyl pyrophosphate Glc1Man9GlcNAc2 alpha-1,3-glucosyltransferase activity. The record is from RefSeq and is a predicted model, not a curated record. Gene Ontology annotation, biological process: protein N-linked glycosylation. NCBI's taxonomy places the organism in Eukaryota, Fungi, Mucoromycota, Mucoromycetes, Mucorales, Choanephoraceae. Bases 78 to 1568 code for a protein of 496 amino acids. The transcript is spliced from 9 exons.